Notodromas monacha is the source of this 2063-nucleotide messenger RNA. The record is from the annotation of a GenBank genome assembly. Lineage: Eukaryota; Metazoa; Arthropoda; Ostracoda; Podocopida; Cyprididae.
AUGGCGACCCUGACUGCGGAAUACGUGGACCCCCGAGAUCAGGGACACGACCUGGCUUCUACAAAUGUGACGGACACGCCGUCGGAUAACUCGUCGAGUGAGGAUGAAAAUCGAGGAUUAGACGAAGAAGAAGAAGAAGAGCAGGACGACGACGAGGAGGAAGAGGAUGUUGAGGGUUACAAUGACGCAGUAUUGUCCAGCAGAAAUAAAUUGGCAGUGCCGUGUUUCGCGGAAGCCGUCGUUUGUCCUCAACUGACGACAGUCAACCAGAACUCCUGCUGCACCAAGAAAGUUUUCAUCAUAAUGGGCUCUAGUCCCUGUGCUGGACCGAAGAUGUUUCAUUCGCCCCCGGAUUUUGCCGUGUUCUUCGUGCUCUUCCACACCUUCGCCGAACCCGGACAGUUCUCGCCGAUUUUUCCUUUGGCGAGGAAAGUGCGAUUUGAAAUCACUAGUGUGACGGACACGCCGUCGGAUAACUCGUCGAGUGAGGAUGAAAAUCGAGGAUUAGACGAAGAAGAAGAAGAAGAGCAGGACGACGACGACGAGGAGGAAGAAGAGGAUGUUGAGGGUUACAAUGACGCAGUAUUGUCCAGCAGAAAUAAAUUGGCAGUGCCGUGUUUCGCGGAAGCCGUCGUUUGUCCUCAACUGACGACAGUCAACCAGCCUGUGAAUGACGUGGAAAUGUGGAAGAGUCGUUUCCGAGUCGUGAAGCUGGCCAGUGCAGUUUCCUACCGUCGAGACAGAUGGAACGUGUGUGACUUCCACGACGGAGAUAUUCGCACGCCAACCAUAUCGAAAUCCCUGUCUGUGCCAUCACUAGUGAACGCAAUUCCGUCUCAUCCAUUGCACAAAGUGGUCACCGAAAGGCGGAUCAGCCCCUUGGCCAUUUGGCGAAUAUUCAACUCUGCUCCUGACACAAAAUUUCUUGCUGUCCAAGCGAAGCUUCCGUUGCAGGCCACCUUGUCUGACCCGGGAAACGGAAAGAAAGCGGAAAGCAGGGUUCUACCGGAAGGGGUUGCUUUGGAAACCCUCGCCAAGAAGAUGCUUGGUGUCUGCAACGAGGCCGACGUUGAGAAAUUGGGAAAGGAUGAAGUUGCUGUCGGUGUUGCCAAAUGUGUCGUGAAGCAUUCCCGACGGAAUUCUGACGGUUUUCGACGGAAAAGGACGUUGACCGUCGCGGAUGUCCACCGAAGAGCUCUUGUAUGCCGUCACCGGUGUCGACGUCAUCGUUCUGGAGACAAUGAUCUUUCCGCCAAACAAGGGAAUGCUGGGCCUCGGUCUUCGUCGAGUGAAGAAAUGCAGAGAGAAAUCCACGAAACUUCGGAAAGGAGAUUGUCAGAUUUUUGCAAAGACGCGAAAAUUCGGGCCCUUUCCAAGAGAAACUGUCAUCUUGCUGCUCACGUGCAGCUCCUGAAGGACCAAGUGCACUCUUUGAAGCGAUCCGUGGCUGCAUUGCAACGGGAUAAAGACCUUCUGCAAAAGCAACUUGGCACCGGUUAAAAAAGACCCGAACAACAAAGCAAGAAGCAUUCCGACGUUUAAAGGCAGUGACGUUGACGGAUUAUUCUUGGGAAGAUUGAACCUCGAUGGACUCGACAGUUGUUCCAUUGUCAGUUUUGGAACAUUUCGUAAUUUUUUUGCGAGAAGUCUGAUGAGUGUAAGCAACUCCGAAGCCGCGGUUCGUGUGAUGAAAGUUUUGAAAUUUUUGGUACAAGAAAGGAAUGCUGAUUUUUUGUUCUAAAUGCAGCUGUGACCGUCAUUUCAUUCUCAAGGCGGUUUGUAGAAAUUUUGAGAGUGUGGAAUUCUUUUUCGCAUGGAUGAACGAUUGUGAUCAGUGGAAACAGGGUCCAGAGCUUGUGGUUUAAAUUUUUUGAGAUACGUACGAUUGGAUUUUAUUGUUCGAAUUUCUGACAAUAAACCCUUUUUUUUUGGGAUUUUUAAAAGUUGUCUCAAAAGAUUGAAUGCGCGCAUCUUCAGGCUUCCGAAAGAUUGGAAAGAUUGUGAUCCAACAUUCUCGGGUUCAAAUUGUGAAGAUGAAUAAACAAGAAAAAUGGCAAACCGGA